Molecule: messenger RNA, 1059 nt
Organism: Lichtheimia ornata
Lineage: Eukaryota; Fungi; Mucoromycota; Mucoromycetes; Mucorales; Lichtheimiaceae
Exons: 1
Coding region: 1-1059 (352 amino acids)
Biological process (GO): DNA-templated transcription
Cellular component (GO): nucleus
Source: RefSeq, a predicted model, not a curated record
AUGUUUACCAACACUCUUCGAACGUCCUCAUUCCCCACACGUCCUACCUCGAUUCUUGACCCCAACAAUCUACAACCAAUGUCAAAGACUGUGCAUUUCGCACCCUACCCCACUAUUAUGGAUAGCCCUGAAAGCGUCACCUCUGAUGAUGAUUCAAGUUCUCAAGAAGACAUUCCAUGCUCGCCUGUGAUUCCUGGACGACGAACCAAGCAGGAGCUUGAUGCUAUGAUUGAGAAUCUUUUUGGGACAGAUGCUGCAACCACAACCAACAUCACCACCACCAACGAGGAGAAGAAAAAGGAGAAGGGACAUGAGCAAGGCAUUGCAAGUAGUAACCACAACAAGGGAUACAUCAACAACAAGAGCAAGCGAAAGUGGGAUGAUACCAAGGAUAUCAAGGCACCAAACGACGAGGCUACCAUCAAGAAAAAGGGAAUCUUGGCGAAGAAAUCAACCAGUAUUCAACCUGCUAUGAAGCCAGCACGUCGUGUAUCACCCGCAGACCUCGAGAAAAGAGAAGUUGCUGUCUGGACUGGUUAUGUUGAAUUAUCGCGAAGGAUCAGGUUCCAGGCAACAGCGCGUCAAAUUGGAGGAAGGAAAUUGAGUAUGAGCGAAUGGAGUCAUGUUUUGUCGCCUACAUUAUGGGUUGAAGGACGCAUUCACGUGGAUGUUGUUGAUGACUAUGUGACCAAAAUACAACAUACACCUGCAGCAAGACAUGAGAUCGUAUUGGUGCUCUUUGAACCCACUCAAGCAACGACCGACAAUGGACAUGAAGCGGACACUUUGAAGGAAUACCUUGAUUCCAGGCGACGUUUGGGUGUCAUUGGCCACAACAUGACCAGCGUAAAGGACUUUUAUUUGAUGCCACUUUCAGAGUAUCAGCAGCUACCUGAUUUUUUGUAUGUGGUGCGUAUGGAUGAAGUGGAUAUCAAACGUCAAGGAAAUGUAUACAUUGGGAUUAUUGUGAUUCAGAAACCUGCACCCUUACCAUUACCCUUACCAUCAUCAUCAUCAUCAUCAUUACAUCGAUCACCACCUAGUAGUAGCCAAGCGUGA